CUUCUCCAUUGAAAAGCGUGGAGCCACCAUACGCCCCCGCCCCACCGUCCGCCACACACGCAGAAACCCGGAAAAUGGGCAAGAAGUCUUUGGCCGAGCAGAUCGCGGAGCUCAGUGCGCCCAAAAACGACUUCGACAUUGAAAACUCGGAGUUGGCAGACCCUUUUGGAGGCAGUGACCAGGACGCGAACGAUUCCCUGGGCCUGGACCACGAGACCGCCCAGAGGGAACACUAUGUGGCUAUGCCCAAGUCGAAGCUUAGACGCGAAAACCCCUUGGCCAAGGACCGCAAAUACACGGGCCGGCUCACCGACCGGAAGGCGCUAUAUGAGGACAGCGAAACAGGCACUUCAGGCUCUGAAUCGGCGGGCGAGCUGGGUCUGGAAAGCGGCGAGGAUGCACAGGAUUUGGAGACGGGGCCGGAGAGUGAGGCUGGGUCCGACAGCCCAGAAAGUGGCUCCGAAAGCGGCUCCGAAAGCGGCUCCGAAAGCGGCCCAGAAAGCGGCCCGGACGAGGCGCAGCGCAGCAGGCAGAAAGACAAAAUCCGGCGGAUGAUGGCCUCGGAACGCAAGCACAUCGUCAGCAGGCUCUCGCAGUCCGCGGCGUCGGACGCGCUCAAAGGAUACUCCAUUCUCCAGCAGCACAAGGAGUUCGAUGCGCUCAUCGACUCGCGCUUGAAGGUGCAGAAGGCCGUGGCCUCGGCCAACAUGCUUCCUGCAAGCAAGCUGCAGCUCGCCGGGCUUGCAGACGCGCCGGCCGACGUCCAGGCCCGCCUAGGCGGCGCCGUGGACGCGUGCUACGACUUGUUGGACACGAUCGGCGCGUUGCGCAGCGCCCUCCUCCGCCGCGAGCAGCUCGCUGUGCCGGACGGCGCCGAGAAAACGCCGAGAAAACGCAGCUUGGCGCAGUACGUGGCCCGCAGCUCGCAGCAGGACGCGGUGUUGGCGCAGUACCGCUCGUCCGUGUUGACCAAGUGGCUGGCCAAGAUCCAGAACUCGUCGGGGUCCAGCGCCAUGAACGCCAACAAGUUCAAGGCGCUCAACCAGUCGGCCGAGCAGCAGGUGCUCAACAACCUCCAGGACAUGGAGCGGCUUGUCAAGAGAACCCGGCUCAACAGGCGCAAGAUCUCGCCGUUGGGGCACGUCCCGGAAGACGCCGGGAACAGCGGUGCCGGUGGCGCUUCACACGAUGACCCGGACGCCUUGCCGCACACGCAGACGCGGGCGAUGAACAUGCCAGAGAUGCCGCAGAUCUUCGACGACGACGACUUCUACCGCGUGUUGCUCAACGACUUGGUGGACAAGAAGAUCCAGUCGAGCGACCCCACGUCGGGCCUCCAGUUUGCGUUGCGUGGCGCGGCGUCGACGAAGUUGAAGAAGAACGUGGACAACAAGGCGUCCAAGGGCCGCAAGUUGCGGUUCCAUGUCCAGGAGCCCAUCGCCAACUUCGACACGCCCCGCCAGUGGUUGCAGUGGAACGACGAUCAGAUCGACGAGUUUUUCGCGUCGCUCUUGGGCCAGAAAAUCAGCAUGAAGGAGGACGACGACGACAGCGCGGGCGACGACGACGCAGACGAGCAGCUUGUGGGCGCUGACUCGAUCCAGCUCUUUGGCUAGAUCUUUUUGGCGGCGGCUUGGUCCAGCUUUUGGCGACGGCUUGGUCCAGAUUUUGGGCUGGAGCUUGUGGGCUGGGUGGCUGGAAUAGAUGGCGCGUCACCAUGCUGGGUUCGGGGUCAGCUGGUGUGCGAGGCCUGAUGCCGACGGCCUGAUAUCAAACGGGCAUGAGACGAUACGCGUGUGUCCCAGCGAGUCUGUUGCCACUUACUUUACAAGGUUUGGAGCAAGGUUGUCUUCGAGGUUUGCUUUUAGAAGUGCUUUGUCGAGGACGAUCGAUAUAAAUAUGCCUGUUAAAUACAAGGGCCGGUAAAUGCAAGGUCUGCUGUACCCGAGGUCUGCUAUUAAAAGUGUUUUGUUGAGAAAGAUCGUUGUGGAUAAUGUCUGUUAAAACAAAGUUUGUGAAAUACAAGGUCUGCUGUACUUGGGGU
Messenger RNA from Metschnikowia bicuspidata var. bicuspidata NRRL YB-4993, 2044 nucleotides. RefSeq names its product rRNA-processing protein. The transcript has a single exon. Bases 75 to 1616 code for a protein of 513 amino acids. Lineage: Eukaryota; Fungi; Ascomycota; Pichiomycetes; Serinales; Metschnikowiaceae. Gene Ontology annotation, cellular component: nucleus; nucleolus. Gene Ontology annotation, biological process: maturation of SSU-rRNA from tricistronic rRNA transcript (SSU-rRNA, 5.8S rRNA, LSU-rRNA). The record is from RefSeq and is a predicted model, not a curated record.